AGUUCAUUUGAUCGAACAGCAGAGUAAAAAAAUGUUGUUACAGUUUGCAUAGUUGUUCGAAACCACUACGAAUGGUACAUUUUAAUCGUAACCGAGAAGUUUUGUUAUAAUAACAAUGCCUUUAUUUCUGGGAACCACCGUGUUUUCGUCGUCUCAGUUUCCGUCACGUAGUCACGGGUGCAUGUGUGACGCAGUUAGUGCAGAGAAGUGCAGUGUUUUCGUUCUUUUUGUGGUUUUUCUUAAUAUUUGUAGUUACAAAAAGGUAAUUAUGGAAGUUGAAGUUAAAGAUUACCUAGACAAAUGGGGUCUGGCCCAUUUAUGGGAGAGUUUUCAAGAACAGGGUGUAGAUUUUGCAGCCUUUAUUAACCUAACGAAGGAUUUAAUAAAGGAACUUAUUCCAAAAGUAGGAGAUAGAGCAAAGUUUUUGUCCCACUUUAAACGUUUAAAAACUGACAUCUGUAUUGUGGAUAUCAAGAGUUCUGAUGGUCCAUCUACCAGCAAACGGAACCAUAGCGUGUCUGAUUUGAAUUUUAUUUCACGACCUCUCUAUAAUUUGGAAAAUUCGUUGUCACCUGCUUCAACGACAUCAUUAAACAGUUUGGCUGUCGAUGAAAAUCCACUAUUAUCUGAUGCUAGCUUUACUUCUAUCUGCUCGACUCCUUCACAGUCAUCUACACCGUUAAAUGAAAUUAUAUCCAAAGAGUACGAGGAUUUUUUUCAAGAUAAAGCAUUAGAUUUUGUACCUGUUCCCUAUAAAAGGCAAAAUGCCUUCAUUGGCAAUCCCACAGCAGGGGAUGAACCAAUUACCUAUGAUUUUGACCUAAAAAAAUGUUUAAAGAAAAGUGUUAAGGGACGUCAGUUGUUGCAAACGAAGUCCUCUGAAACGUCAUUAACACCUACCCUACAGAACAAUCUAGUAUCAAUCAUUAUUGAAGAAGAAUUGCGAACCCAUUUGGACAAAAGAAUUCCUUCAAGACGGUUUAUUCAGCUCGCACGCUAUAUUAAACAGUUAUUUCCAAAGGAAAGAAUUGAAACAUAUUAUACACCGUACGUCAACGUGGAUGGAAAAUACAAAAAGUGUGCGCGUGGAAAAUUAUUUGAUAAAUACCACAAUACUAGAAGAACAUUAAGACAGUCUGGUAUUUUAGAGACUAAAGGAAAUAGUAGCAAAACCUCGGAAGAGGAAUUGAGUGCAGAAGACGAUAACUAUGAAAAUAUCGUACAGUGGUUAAAAAAUAACUACGAACCGUGGCCACAAGUGAUUGAACAUUGGAAGGAAACGUCCAAAACCAGGCUAAAAAAGUACAACGAGAGUCAGUCUACAAUAUUUGAAUAUUUAACAACAUUCCCUGCACUUAAGAGACCUCUUGGAUACACUUUAUUUGAAGUGGAUUUCCAAAAACUUUUCCCGAAUCAGGAAUACAAUUUAUACGCAAAAAUUAAUGAUUUUGUCGUGAAAAUUUUGAGCUUAGCCAAAAAUUCAAAAGAUGUAAAUGUAAAACAUUACUUAGAAAAGUUGUCAGAAAGUCAGUCUGAAGAUGCCACUAAUGCACUUGCAUUAUUAAUUUUACCCCAUCUUGUCCAAACAAGUGUCAUAUCAAGUACGUCACAAUCAAAUCCAAAAAAAAAAAUAAGAUGGAGACCGUCAAAAACUGAGUGCCAGGAGACGUUUUUACUGCAUGUUCCAACAGCAGACGAAGUGAAGGUGGUGCUAGAACAGCAGCGGAACAAAUUUCUUAAUAAGUGUGAUACAUUUCAACCCCUACCCAUUGUGGUAGGUAACUUUGAAAAUUUAAGUUGCAUGUUACAAGUAGACUCUUAUCUAUAUGGCGUAGAGAGCGUAGUCAAAUGUUUUGAUGUAUGUUUCAAAAUGUUCCACGUUUUAAAUGCAGAAUAUCCGUCUCCAAGUAAGCAUCUUUGGCAGUUAAUUCAACAGCACAUAUACAAUAUUCACGAUGCAAAACAUGAUGUAAAUUACAUUUCCGUCAAUACAUUUUUGAGUCAGUUGAAUAACUGUUAA
Messenger RNA from Zophobas morio, 2020 nucleotides. RefSeq lists its product as uncharacterized. Bases 116 to 2020 code for a protein of 634 amino acids. The transcript has 8 exons. The record is from RefSeq and is a predicted model, not a curated record. NCBI's taxonomy places the organism in Eukaryota, Metazoa, Arthropoda, Insecta, Coleoptera, Tenebrionidae. Gene Ontology annotation, molecular function: protein binding.